Molecule: messenger RNA, 880 nt
Organism: Eurytemora carolleeae
Lineage: Eukaryota; Metazoa; Arthropoda; Copepoda; Calanoida; Temoridae
Exons: 7
Coding region: 1-732 (243 amino acids)
Source: RefSeq, a predicted model, not a curated record
AUGAAACCUGAGAAUAUCAGGCGCAAGGUGUCGGAGGGGAAUCCAUUAUUCUCUACGUCUAUAUCCGUUCAGCAGAACCUGUUGUUGGAUUCUUAUCCGUCUAUAAAGGUUGAUCUGACUUGGCAGGAUCCAGAGGAAAUAAUCUACCAGGACUUUUUUGCUCUCAAGGUUGGAGAUUUAAAGGGACUGUGCGCGUUAAAUCAAACCUUCUCUGUAUCCCUACCUCUGCCCGACCUUGAGUUGACCCAUCUCCCCAUCCUGCUCUCCGGGUUUCUAACAUUACUGGAGGAGAAGGUUGGAUCCCUGGGACAACAUUUUCUAUUCUCUAAAUCUAUUUUUCAACAAGAGAUUUCUCCGUUCUCCUUCAUUUCUCUUCGUCUUUCUCCUGUCUCCACUUCAUGCAGUAUUGCAGGUAGUGGGUCGGAACAAACCAGUUUCCUAUCACUACUAGAUCCUGAUCAACCGGAACUCAAACGGAAACUCCGGAAGAAAAUAAAACUUGACACUCAAAAAAUAGAAAAUAAUUUUGAGAGUAUUUUGGUCGGUUUGAUUAAGGAACCAAAUCAAGGGAAGCUCUUUACAUUUUUCAAUCAGGAGAUAUCCAUGGAGUGGAGGACCUGUGAAGAAAGGGGGGAGGAGGGAUCCAUGUAUCUUGUCUCCAAUUGUCCUACUUCACUCAAUAUAUUCAUCAACUAUCUUACUAAGUUUUCUCCUGGUUCCUCCGGUAUAUGAGGACGGGAGGGAGGAUGGAGGAGUAUGUACAUUUUGUAUUCCACUUCAUUGUCGGAAUUUAUUGUGGUUUUAUGCCAAUGUAAUGUCUUUUAGAAUAACUUUUGGAUUGUUUUGUUUAAUUAGCUAAAUAACCAAUCCUGAAACUUUA